GCCGGGGUUCGAAAAAUCUUCAAUUGGCGCUCCCAAAAUUUCUCAGUUAAUGUCUGACACUCGAGCAAGAUGGUUACCUCCGACUUCUCAGAGACACAACCACCACCAAGAAGUAGUACUCCAGAUAUGGAGGAUUCUCAAGUUGUUUUACCCUUAUUGACUCCAUCGAGAAUACAUACCCCAAGCCAGACACCACCUCCGCCAUAUUCUGUGGUAGAUCUUACUCCAAACCAAAUUAUUUGGGAAGUUCGAAAGGUUGAUCUGGGAGCCACUGAUGCUGCAAAUGGAGAUGUUCAUCUUGAUUUGGAUUUGGAUGAGAACGUGAAAGAGAAAAAACGAGAUGGCACCCUGCUUGCAGAAGAACAGCCUCCUGCUGGAGCAGAAGAAGAGGAGGAGGAUGAUCCAUGGGCCCUGUCUGAGCUGAAAGACACAAGCACACCUUGGAGUGAUCUAACAUGCUGUGGCAAGUUCAGUCGGGUGUUGUUCAGCUGGUUACUCAAGCCAAUCCUCAUUGUUGCACUUCUCUACUUCUUCAUCUGUUCCCUGGACCUGAUGAGCUCUGCCUUCCGUCUCCUUGGUGGUAAAGAAGCUGGAGAAGUCUUCUCGCAGAAUGAACUGCUCAACAACCCAGUAUGUGGUCUGAUGAUCGGCAUCCUAGCUACUGUUCUUGUCCAAAGCUCGUCCACUUCAACCUCCAUCGUUGUGAGCAUUGUAGCUGCUGGAAUUCUCCCUGUAAAACCUGCCAUCUUCAUCAUCAUGGGUGCCAACAUCGGUACUUCUGUCACCAACACCAUUGUCUCCAUGGCUCAGUCUGGUAAUCGAUCAGAGUUCCGCCGUGCCUUUGGUGGGGCAACCGUCCAUGAUAUGUUCAACUGGCUUUCUGUGAUUUGUCUACUCCCUUUGGAGGCUGCAACUGGCUAUCUUUACCAUCUGACCAGCCUCAUCGUAGCUUCUUUCAAUAUCGAGACCAAGAAGGGUGCCAAGGUGGAACUGCUGAAGGUGCUAACCAAACCAUUCUCAAAGAGGAUCAUACAGAUUGACAGCAAGAAGAUUUCCAAGAUUGCGACUGGAGAGCUGGAGGCUGAGAACCAAUCCCUCUUGAAAGUGUGGUGCGAGACAGAUGAAGUCCCCCAGAUUGUCAAUCAAACGGCCAAUGCCUUUGUCGCCAACACCACUGAUGCUGCUCCUACACAAACUACUGGCUGGGGAUGGGGAGGUUGGGGAAAUGUCUUCAAUACCUCUGGCACUGACACUGGAUUUAAUAAGACUACAACUGGAUAUCCUCUGUGGUGGGACACCACUGGUUCUCCGACAGCUCCAAACUCUACAAUGGCAGCAACUACCACAGAGGCUUCUGGACAGGUCACAAGGAUGGUCAAGGUCAAUAUUGAGAAAUGUCACUUUGUCUUCAAUGAUACGGGUCUGUCAGAUCGAGCUAUAGGUGGCAUCCUCCUUGUCAUUGCUCUGGUCAUGCUCUGUGGAUGUCUUAUCAUGAUGGUCAAGACACUCAACUCUCUCCUCAAGGGUCGCGUUGCUGGUAUCAUCCGCAAGACCUUGAAUGCAGAUUUCCCAGGACCAUUCUCCUUCCUGACAGGAUAUGUUGCCAUUUUGGUAGGUGCUGGAAUCACCUUCUUGGUCCAGAGCAGCUCAGUCUUCACCUCAGCCCUGACACCGCUGGUUGGUGUAGGAGUCAUUACCCUUGACCGUAUGUAUCCCUUAACGCUUGGUUCUAACAUCGGCACUACAGCUACGGGUCUACUUGCUGCCAUGGCCAGCUCUGGUGACAAGCUGGAAAACAGUAUCCAGAUCGCUCUCUGCCAUCUGUUCUUCAAUAUCUCCGGCAUUCUCAUCUGGUAUCCUAUUCCAGUGAUGAGGAAAGUUCCAGUCAUGCUCGCCAAGAAGCUUGGGAACACCACUGCAAAAUACCGUUGGUUUGCUAUCAUGUACCUCAUCCUCAUGUUUUUCUUCUUGCCCCUCUCUAUUUUUGGUCUUUCACUCAUCAGUGUGUGGUGUCUGUUGGGCGUUGGCAUCCCCAUCAUUCUCAUUACCAUCUUUGCCAUAGUGGUGAACACACUUCAAGUUAAACGGCCACAAGCUCUACCAGAGAAACUGCGCAACUGGGACUUUCUACCCCUUUGGAUGCACUCGCUUUCACCACUUGAUCGCCUUAUAUCAAAGUUCUUGUCCAUUGGUGGGAGGUGCUGCCCAUGCCGAUCAAACUCUAAAGGAAGCCUCAACAUCAGUGGGCAGCCACUGGUACACAGUAAUAGCGCUUCCCCAAUCAAGGUGCACUACAAUGUAGCGAAUGAUCGUACAGACACUUUGCCUGCCUCAGAACUUAGUAAUACAGGUGGUGCUGAUCGUUUGAGUACUCUAUGACAUAGCACAUGUAUUACCUAAACCGUAGAUGUCAUGCUGACCAUGUUUAUUAUUUCUAGGGCAGUGCAAAUCACUCGUAGUUUCCAUCCAGUCACUGAUUGAGAUACAUGCAUGGAACAGGUUAUAUAUUUUUAUACAUCUCAUCUUGUAACUACAUAUUCUAGAUCGAAAAAUAGAUCACAAACAAGGAGAUAUAACAUGCAACAGGGCCGACACAAUGUGCAUUUUGAUAUUUGCCAAGUCAAAGUUGUCCUGUUAUUCUUACUGCUGCAAUGUUUUUUUUUUCCUAUCUGGAUGUUUGAAGUGACACAUCUUGCAUAAAAUGACUAUGUCUAACUUAUUUCAUACAGAGGUAAUAUAAUAUUUGUAAAAUAUGUUAAUUUUUUGUAAAGAAAUGUUUAUGUCGUAAAAUUUAGAUGCAUUCAUACUUAAGCAAUAUGGCUGAUAUAGUUUGUCAAUAUCAAACAAUACUUGAUGGAUAGAGAUCUAGUAAAAAGUAUAGACUAUUAAAGGGAAACUAAAGCAUUUUUGUUGAAGUAAAUCUCAACAUAUACUUGUUUUUACCUAAUUGUACAUUUUUCUCUAUUCGCAUUUCUUGAAAAACCCAAAACAUGGAAGUUUAGAAAUCAAUAUUCUCCUGUACAGCUUUAAGCUAUUUAAAAGGGUGUAAAUUUUAACAUUCCAUUGUUUGGACUGGUCAGAAAUCUUCCAGCAUAAUGUAUUUUUUUUUGUGGAGUAGAAUAUUGUUUUCUGUGUUUAUUAUGAAUACUGAAAUUUUUCAAUGCUUGACACAUUUAUGUUUAUAAAUGUGUUUACAUAUAGGCGAUAUCUGAAAUAAGUAUGCAAUACAGAACAUUAAUGAUAUCAGAGGUAAAAGUUGAUGUUCUGAAGUCUAGUAAUAUUAUUUUUUGCAGAUUGAAAAUUAUUUUUUACACAAUAGUUGAACUUGGCAUUAUAAUAGUACAGGGUAGAAGUUGAAUCCAUGUAUGAAUGGUUAUUGCUAUGCUUACAUGUAUGUUAUUUUGAAUCACUGCACAUUCACUGCCAAUCCAUCAGUGAAUCACCUUUUUACCAUGACAAACAUUUGUUUUUUCAAGGCAUUUACUUAACAUCAUUUGAAAAUGUUGAACUUGGCAUUAUUUAUCAACAACAUUACAAUGGAAACAAUUCCCUAGUGUGGUUGAAAGUUGUUAACUUCAGCCCAUUUAAGUGUAGUGCAAUCAUAAUUUCCAGGGUAAACAAUAAUCAGCAUUAUGAUUACAUUUUCAACACCAGAAAAGCUAGGUGGCUUGGAAUGAAUACCCUUGUACCUUUUCUGAUUCAUGUGCAUGAUCAUAUUAUACAUCAUACUACUAUAAAUGCUUAAUUCAUAGAGUGGUUGGUUCAUUGAACCAAAUUCUAUUCAGGGUUUUAGGGGAUGCCAAAGUGAACCGAGAAAUGUCGUUUGUAUCAUGCAAUGUUCCAAACAAAGAUACUUGACUGGCUUGCUGCAGUUAUGUUAUGUACCUGAAAUGAGGUAACCUAUUUAUGCUAAUGUCUCCAUCUUAUGUGCCUGGCUUUAUACAUAGUAAUGAGUUCUAUGAUUUCUAAUAUUCAUGAUCAUAGAGAAAUGUAUUUGUGUUUGGGCUGAUUGCAUCUUUUUGUUUUGUAUUAAUGCUGAAUAAAUGAGCCAAAAACCUA
Molecule: messenger RNA, 4059 nt
Organism: Lytechinus variegatus (green sea urchin)
Lineage: Eukaryota; Metazoa; Echinodermata; Echinoidea; Temnopleuroida; Toxopneustidae
Product: sodium-dependent phosphate transport protein 2A-like
Exons: 6
Coding region: 70-2379 (769 amino acids)
Biological process (GO): sodium-dependent phosphate transport
Cellular component (GO): membrane
Molecular function (GO): sodium:phosphate symporter activity
Source: RefSeq, a predicted model, not a curated record